Messenger RNA from Eruca vesicaria subsp. sativa (arugula), 1516 nucleotides. NCBI's taxonomy places the organism in Eukaryota, Viridiplantae, Streptophyta, Magnoliopsida, Brassicales, Brassicaceae. The record is from the annotation of a GenBank genome assembly.
GUUGUCUGCGCGAUGUCACUUUCUGUCGGCAUUGUCUGCGUUCCGACACAAGCCUUCCUUUCUUCUUCUUAUACUUCUACUUCUACCCUUCACCUUCGAGUUCUAGAAACUGCGGCGGAGAUAAGAUUUGAUGUUUCAAACCUCAUCUUCUUCUUCUUCUUUGAACUCUCUCUUUUCAACAUCUUCACACCAAAUCUUCUUGAUUUCUUUUGUGAUAUGUAAUCGGUUAUGAAGUUUAUCGCAUGGUAGUCAAAAUUUGGAGCAUCGUUAAGAAGCCAUUUAAUUUGCAAAUGUCAGACAUUCCUCUAGCAGCAGUCACUGGAGCUGCUGUUGGAGCUCUUGCAUUGAUUGCUCUCUUAGUUUUGCUCAUAUGGUUUUGCAUCUUUCGUCGCAAGAAUGCAUCAAGAACUUCAGAGUCAGGCUCCUCUGAUCCAUCAUCAACUCAAGGAAGAAGUGUUGCAAUUGACUUGUCAAUGAGAGAAGCAAGAAGGUUUAAAUUGGAGGAACUUGCUCAAGCCACCAAUAGUUUCACCAACAAAAACCUUAUUGGUAUAGGAAAAUUCGGAGAGGUUUACAAAGGUUUGCUUCAAGAUGGUGUUCUUGUAGCCAUCAAGAAACGUCCCGGUUUGCCUACACAAGAGUUUGUUAACGAGGUUCGUUAUCUAUCGUCUAUCAAUCAUCGAAAUCUUGUUACUCUUUUGGGUUAUUGCCAAGAGAAUAACACACAGUUUCUUGUCUAUCAGUAUGUUUCUAAUGGAAGUGUUUCUAGUCACCUGUACGGUGCUGGUGGAAGUAGACUAGAGUUCAGAAAUAGGCUUGCCAUAUCUAUAGGAGCAGCUAAAGGCUUGGCACAUCUUCACUCACUGAGUCCUAGAUUGAUACACAAGGACUUCAAAACUGCUAAUGUUCUUGUGGAUGAAACUUUCAUUGCUAGAGUUGCGGAUGCAGGAGUCCAUAACUUCUUGGGAAGAGAAGAUGAUGUUGGUACAUCUUCUCACUUUGAUGCAGACCAGAUCUUCCUCUCACCAGAGGAUUACACGGAUAUGCCCACAAUAAUUGAUGAGAGACUAGGUGGUACAUACACAGCAGAAGGAGUGGAGGAGGUUAUUACAUUGACACUGAGAUGUCUUGAUGUUUCAAGUGAGAAGAGACCAAUGAUGAGUUAUGUUGUGACAGAAUUGGAGAGAAUAUUGGAUAAGGAAGUGAGCUUAACAACAGUGAUGGGUGAAGGUAAUCCAACUGUUACUCUUGGAAGUCAGCUUUUUAAAUAAUCAAAGUGAUGAAAAAAGGGAAUCAUCUUUACAUUUAAGAGGAUGAAGAUAGAUCAGCUGUUUUGUGUUAAGUGUACAAACAACAGCUGAGAAAUUCUUAUUAUUAUUUUUCCUUUUUUACUUUCCUUGGAGGUUAUUUUCAGCAGAUUAUUUUUUUGACAAUGAGUGCAGAAAAUAUACCUUUGUAAAAAAAUUAUUUAUUGAUGAUAUAACGGAAGCAAAGAGUGGAAUCUGUGUGAAUUUUU